Molecule: messenger RNA, 621 nt
Organism: Microthlaspi erraticum
Lineage: Eukaryota; Viridiplantae; Streptophyta; Magnoliopsida; Brassicales; Brassicaceae
Source: the annotation of a GenBank genome assembly
AUGAAGCACAACAAUGAAAUCCCGAACUCGCACUUCAGGAAGCACUGGCAAAACUAUGUGAAGACAUGGUUUAACCAACCCGCCAGGAAAACCAGGAGAAGAGUUGCUAGACAGAAGAAGGCUGUGCAGAUCUUCCCUCGUCCUACCGCUGGACCUCUCCGCCCUGUCGUUCAUGGCCAGACUCUUAAGUACAACAUGAAAGUCAGAGCCGGGAAAGGUUUCACUCUUGAAGAGCUCAAGGCUGCUGGUAUCGCAAAGAAGUUGGCUCCAACCAUCGGAAUUGCAGUUGAUCACCGUCGCAAGAACCGUUCGUUGGAUGGUCUUCAGUCCAAUGUCCAGAGGUUGAAGACUUACAAGGCUAAGUUGGUUGUCUUCCCUCGCCGAUCCCGUAAAGUCAAGGCUGGUGAUUCUACAGCAGAGGAGCUUGCUAAUGCAACUCAAGUCCAAGGAGAUUACAUGCCUAUUGUUAGCGAGAAGGCCCCUAUGGAGCUUGUGAAGUUGACUGCUGACAUGAAGGCAUUCAAGGCUUAUGACAAGAUCCGUCUUGAGCGUACAAACAAGCGUCAUGCCGGUGCCAGAGCCAAAAGAGCCGCUGAGGCUGAGAAGGAAGAGAAGAAAUAA